AUGUCUGCCGGUUUGCCUCAAGUUGCUACUCCUACUACCGUUCACUGUGAUCACUUGAUCCAAGCUCAAGUUGGAGGUCCUCAAGAUUUGGCCCGUGCCAUUGAUAUUAACAAGGAGGUUUACGACUUCUUGCAAACUGCUACUGCUAAGUACAACAUUGGAUUCUGGGGCCCUGGUUCUGGUAUUAUCCACCAAAUCGUUCUUGAGAACUAUGCUUUCCCUGGUGCUCUUAUGAUCGGUACUGAUUCCCACACCCCUAAUGCCGGUGGUUUGGGUAUGUUGGCUAUUGGUGUCGGUGGUGCUGAUGCCGUCGAUGUCAUGGCCGAUUUGCCAUGGGAGUUGAAGGCUCCUAAGAUUAUCGGUGUUAAGUUGACCGGUAAGCUCAAUGGCUGGACUUCUCCUAAGGAUGUUAUUCUUAAGGUUGCUGGUAUCUUGACCGUCAAGGGUGGUACUGGUGCCAUUGUCGAGUACUUUGGUGAGGGUGUCGAGGCUCUUUCUUGUACUGGUAUGGGUACUAUCUGUAACAUGGGUGCCGAAAUCGGUGCUACCACCUCUGUUUUCCCUUUCAAUGAGCGUAUGGUUCAAUACUUGUCGGCCACUUCUAGAGCCAACAUUGGUCAAUUCGCCAAGCUUUACCCCGACUUCUUGUCUGCCGAUGAGGGUGCUGAGUACGACCAAUUGAUCGAGAUUGAUCUUAACACUCUUGAGCCCCAUGUUAACGGUCCUUUCACUCCUGAUUUGGCCACUCCUAUCUCCAAGUUGAAGGACGUUGCUGUUGAGAACGGCUGGCCUACCGAGGUCAAGGUCGGUCUUAUUGGAUCUUGUACCAACUCUUCUUACGAGGAUAUGGACCGAUCUGCCAACAUUGCCCGUGAUGCCAUGGCCCACGGUCUUAAGUCCAAGGCUAUCUACACCGUUACUCCUGGUUCCGAGCAAAUCCGCGCCACUAUUGAGCGUGACGGACAAUUGCAAACCUUCCUUGACUUUGGCGGUCUUGUUCUUGCCAAUGCCUGUGGUCCUUGUAUCGGACAAUGGGACCGUCGUGACAUUAAGAAGGGUGAUAAGAACACUAUUGUGUCUUCUUACAACAGAAACUUCACUGGUCGUAACGAUUCUAACCCCGCUACCCACGCUUUCGUCACUUCUCCCGACUUGGUUACCGCAUUUGCCAUUGCUGGUGACCUCCGAUUCAACCCUAUUACCGAUACCUUGAAGGACAAGGACGGUAAUGAGUUCAAGUUGAAGGCUCCUUAUGGAGAUUCUCUUCCUACUAAGGGUUAUGAUGCUGGUAAGGAUACUUACCAAGCUCCUCCUGCCGACAGAUCCAAGGUUGUUGUGGCUGUUUCGCCCACUUCCGACCGUCUUCAAUUGUUGCAACCUUUCAAGCCUUGGGACGGUAAGGACGGUAAGGACCUUCCUAUUCUUAUCAAGUCUCUUGGUAAGACCACCACAGAUCACAUUUCCCAAGCUGGACCUUGGCUUAAGUACCGUGGUCACUUGCAAAACAUUUCUAAUAACUACAUGAUUGGUGCUAUUAACGCCGAGAACGGUGAGGCCAACAACAUUAAGAACGUUUACAACGGCAAGUGGGGCGGUGUUCCUGAGACCGCCAUUGCCUACCGUGACCAAGGUAUCAAGUGGGUUGUCAUUGGAGGAGAGAACUUCGGUGAGGGUUCGUCCAGAGAGCACGCUGCUCUUGAGCCCAGAUACUUGGGAGGAUUCGCCAUUAUCACCAAGUCGUUUGCCCGUAUCCACGAGACCAACUUGAAGAAGCAAGGUUUGUUGCCCCUUAACUUUGUCGAGGCCGAUGCCUAUGACAAGAUCCAACCCGACGACAAGGUCGACAUUCUCGGACUGACCGAGUUGGCUCCCGGCAAGAACGUGACUCUUGUUGUCAAGCCCAAGAACGGCGAGGCCUGGGAGACCCCUCUGUCGCACACCUACAACGCCGAGCAAAUCGAGUGGUUCAAGUACGGCUCGGCCCUCAACAAGAUGGCUGCUGCCAAGAAAUAA
Sugiyamaella lignohabitans is the source of this 2013-nucleotide messenger RNA. RefSeq names its product aconitate hydratase ACO1 (gene ACO1). The record is from RefSeq and is a predicted model, not a curated record. Bases 1 to 2013 code for a protein of 670 amino acids. Lineage: Eukaryota; Fungi; Ascomycota; Dipodascomycetes; Dipodascales; Trichomonascaceae. Gene Ontology annotation, cellular component: mitochondrion; cytosol. Gene Ontology annotation, biological process: tricarboxylic acid cycle. The transcript has a single exon. Gene Ontology annotation, molecular function: 4 iron, 4 sulfur cluster binding; aconitate hydratase activity.